CAGAGGCCCGAAACAACGAAUGUCCGCCACACCACCUCAGUGCGUCUGAUUGGCCGCUGCUUGUCACGUGCGCGGAAGUUGACCGAGGCGGCGAAGCGGUCACUAUGGCCGAGGAAUCGAUGGCGGGGCUGCUGGCGGUGGAUGCGGGCUCUCCCUCCUCUGGUGGCCUGACGCCGGCAUUGCCCCGUGCCUCUACUCCUACAGUUGGUGAGGGGACACUUGGCCGAUCCCUCAAAAGGACACCUGUUGAACCAUCCAAAAAAUUAAAUGCAAGAUUUAAGUCACCAUCUCUAUCAACCCACCGGAGUACAGAGCUCAAUGCUACUGAUCUUCAGACUGAACUUGCAAGUCUGAAGAAGAAAUCUGAAGAGCUGGACCGGCAGAUUGCUGAACUGAUCUCGGAAGGAUGUACUCUCGAAGAACUUGACCAGCACAUUGACCAGCUCCAUGAGUACAAUGACAUCAAAGAUGUAGGCCAGAUUCUGUUGGGAAAACUGGCUAUAGUCAGAGGGGUCACCAUCAAGGAUCUGUAUGGUGAAUUCGGGCUGGAGUUGGAUGACUAGACUGCAUCAAGACAGAAGCUGGAGGGGAGGUGCCAUUGCUCCAGCUAUAGUCAGAGGGGUCACCAUCAAGGAUCUGUAUGGUGAAUUCGGGCUGGAGUUGGAUGACUAGACUGCAUCAAGACAGAAGCUGGAGGGGAGGUGCCAUUGCUCCAGCUAUAGUCAGAGGGGUCACCAUCAAGGAUCUGUAUGGUGAAUUCGGGCUGGAGUUGGAUGACUAGACUGCAUCAAGACAGAAGCUGGAGGGGAGGUGCCAUUGCUCCAGCUAUAGUCAGAGGGGUCACCAUCAAGGAUCUGUAUGGUGAAUUCGGGCUGGAGUUGGAUGACUAGACUGCAUCAAGACAGAAGCUGGAGGGGAGCUGCCAUUCCUUCACACUGUUUGGGUCAUUGCGUCGCUCCAAUCAGCACAAAUGUUGGGGAGCAGGGAGAAGAACUAGGCCCAAAAGCCUUUAGAAUACUGGGGGGUAGAUUUGGAUCUUGAUGGAAUGAUCCAAAACACUCGGAUUUAAAUGAAAUUGAUCCAAUGACAUACCAACAGUCAUGGAUUUUGUUAAACAAGUUGACAUGGCAGGCACAAAUUGCUGGAGAAACUCAGCAGUUCAUGCAGCAUCUAUAGAGAGGAAUAAACAACGUUUCGGGUUGAGAUCCUUCUUCAGAGCCUCUCGGCCCAAAACGCUGACUCUUUAUUCUGCUCCACUGAUGCUACCAGACCUGCUAAUUCCCUCCAGCAUUUUGUGUGUGUUAUUCUGGAUUUCCAGCAUCUGUAGAAUCUUUUGUGUUUGUACCAUGGCAGCCACUACAAUUAUGCUUAGUGUUCACCUGUAACCCCUGAGCCCCUUGCUUACAGGGAGUGUUUGUUGUUGUGUUAUCAGGAGAUCUCACCAUUGUCAAGCUCCUCUACCCAGUCUGUCCAUUCUGAGCAGAAUGGAUUAGAUGGUGAAGAACAUUAUUUAGAAAUAACUUCUGCUUUCAGACAUCACUUCAUUUAUAUUCCUUUGCUCCAGACACAAGUUUUAAUGUCAGUUUAGCAAUGGGAUUAACCCUUAGAUUUCUGAGCAUAUUUUGCCCUGUCAUUGGGGAGUUUUUUGUACAGACGGUGCACGUGGAUGGUUAUUCCCUCAUUGAGGCAUCACUCCUGAGUUCAGCCCUGUUCUGGUUAGAUUUCCUCACAUAUCAUUGCUAUGGUGAGGGGUAGCUAGGUGGUGAUUGGGUUAGGAGCUCUAACAAACUGCUUGUAAACCCAUUGGUGGGCGUUGUUACAUUGUGCAGUAAACUCUUGCCAGAGUACAUAUGUCAGAAUUAAACCUGUACUUGCCCCUCAAUGUCGACAGGACAUCAAGUAAGAAAAUAGUCCUAAUUUAUGAACCAAUGCUUGUACAUUGAAUGUAGUGGUGCAAGAUUGAUUAAUAAAAGUGCAUUCAUUUUUUUUUUAAAUUU
Messenger RNA from Mobula hypostoma (lesser devil ray), 1997 nucleotides. It is a transcript of the gene swi5, whose product is annotated as SWI5 homologous recombination repair protein. Gene Ontology annotation, cellular component: Swi5-Swi2 complex; Swi5-Sfr1 complex. Lineage: Eukaryota; Metazoa; Chordata; Chondrichthyes; Myliobatiformes; Myliobatidae. The transcript has 5 exons. The record is from RefSeq and is a predicted model, not a curated record. Gene Ontology annotation, biological process: double-strand break repair via homologous recombination. The coding region runs from base 105 to 563 and encodes 152 amino acids.